Messenger RNA from Batrachochytrium dendrobatidis JAM81, 2109 nucleotides. RefSeq lists its product as uncharacterized. The transcript is spliced from 3 exons. The record is from RefSeq and is a predicted model, not a curated record. Bases 1 to 2109 code for a protein of 702 amino acids. NCBI's taxonomy places the organism in Eukaryota, Fungi, Chytridiomycota, Chytridiomycetes, Rhizophydiales.
AUGCCAGUCUUUGUAGUUUCAUGCCAAAUGAGCGACCAGUGCCAAGAACAUAAGCCAACAGCCUUAAAGAACGUCCACGAUCAACUUGUUCCUACUUUGGCGAAUUUCAAGCUUUUGGAUUUGAGUUCGAAAACUAAGCAAACGCAGAAUAUGGGAUUGUUAACAACACUCCAGGCAUUAGUAUACAGACACUUGCCAGAAACAUGGACUACCUCGACCAAUGUCACUUUAAAGCAUAAAUCACAUCUUGAUUCGUGUGAUAAAGUAGUGCCAGAAUCUUCCAAUCCAUCUAAUGCUGCAACACUGUUGGACACAGCUGUUGGUCGCAUACCCACAUGGUCUUGGUCAACGACCAAGUCGCUAGUUCCAAAUGGUGCCAUUCAAAAAGAUGGCUUUUCCGAUACGAGCCAUCAUAGCACUGGACAUCACUAUGGCAAUGAUGCAUUACCGUCGAUAAAUACACCUGAAUCUGAAUCAACCUCUUCAUUGCCUAAUACAAUGCUGGAAUCUAAUCACUACGAACAGGACAAGAUUUCCAACCAACUUGAUACAGGCCAUCAGGACCAUUUUCAAUCCAACAGGAAUUAUCAGUGCCCAAAAACACUUUCAACUCAUAACCCUCAUCAGCAUUAUUCCUCAUUUCAGCAACAUCGAGAAUCUGCAUGGUCAUCUCCGUUUGCAUUUGCUUAUCAGCUGGCAUGUGGCUGGUUCAUUACAGUCGCAGUUGCUUCUACUCUUAUCUCUUUACCAAUCUCUGCUGUCAGUCUUCCUUUCUUCCUAUUUUUUGGUCUUUCAACAGCCGUUAUUGCCGUCAUUAUAUCCUUGAUUGUGCGUUUAUGGGUCCGGUUUUUGAUAGACUCUUUACAAGCUAUUCGAAACUUAUUGUUCUCACCAAAUAGUCUUCUUUCAUAUGCAUCUGAUGCGUUUAAUCGAGCGUUUAGUAAAUUGAUGAACUUUCCACAAACAUUUAGCCCAUUAAGCUUGACGAAUGUGCCUGCCAAGAAUGGUGUAUAUCAACAGCAGUCUCUGAGAUCUGAUGAGCAAUCGAUAUAUCCGUCAAACCGUUCAAGAUUGAAUCACUCUUCAUCUAUAUUAUCAGAGCGCGCCAGCCAAUGUUCUUUAGAUGAAUCGUACGGAAAACAGAUUGAGCCUACGUUUUUAGCUCCCGAUCUUUUGACUAGAAAUCUACAUACACUAUCGUCCAAUCCUAACCUUGUGUCUAUUGAAUCGAAUGGCAGCGGUUAUGGUGAGUCAAAUACGCACAACGAAAACAAGAAUUAUUGGGAUUCUGCACAUGGAAAUCAAAGUGAACACAGUCUGAUUGCAAGCGACAUCAGCAAAGACCAUAUACAUGGCCGUGUUGAUGCUAAAGAUCUAAUUGAUGGUUUUUAUGAUGCUAAAUUGAACGACAAAUCUGAAUCAACACCACAAUUCCCAGUUGAUAGAGUUCGUCCUCUGCUUGGAAAUAUCACAGUGCGGCUGUUGACUGAAGAUGACAAAGAUCGCAUAGAAUUGUGUCGCUUGCUAUACUCUGUAACAACCAAUGUCCCAGUUGAUGAUUUAUUUCUCACAGUAGGGAACACCCCAGAUGGAAACACGCACAGUAUCCUUAGUAUUUGGAAUGAGGAUAUCCCAGAUGAUGAAUGCACUGACCAGCUCUCUUUAUAUAAUUUAAUUGGAUUUGCAGAUGCAAGUAUUUAUCGAUAUUUUUCAAGAUCGCAUGAUGAUGUUGCUUUGAGCAUAUCUAUUGAUCGACUAAUCAUUUCCAACACAUAUACCGACAUGGGAUUUAGUAAGCGUCUUUUAAGAAAGCUACAAUACACUCCUUGCAUUCAUACUAUUCAUGUGUGGAGUCUGUGGCAUACCGUGGAAUUUUACAAGGGGCUAGGGUUUAUUAACGUAUAUGAGGAAUGCCUUCCAGAGCAGCCAAUUGAAUUAUCGCACCAACAUAGACUAACUCGAAAACGUAGCAAGCUUCGACGUGUCGAGGGAAAAUGGGGCCCGCUGCUUUGCUGGAAAAAGCAUGAUCCAACCUUGAAUCAGCCAGGACUACAUUCGUUUAAUAGUAUGGUUAGUUUGGCAGGCGGAGUCGGCGCAAAAUCUGACUAG